Esox lucius (northern pike) is the source of this 3196-nucleotide messenger RNA. It is a transcript of the gene itgb3a, whose product is annotated as integrin beta 3a. Gene Ontology annotation, molecular function: fibronectin binding; integrin binding; fibrinogen binding. Gene Ontology annotation, biological process: cell-matrix adhesion; cell adhesion mediated by integrin; integrin-mediated signaling pathway. The record is from RefSeq and is a predicted model, not a curated record. Gene Ontology annotation, cellular component: focal adhesion; cell surface; integrin complex. Lineage: Eukaryota; Metazoa; Chordata; Actinopteri; Esociformes; Esocidae. Bases 266 to 2635 code for a protein of 789 amino acids. The transcript is spliced from 15 exons.
AACUGGUCAUUGUGAAGACAGACACAUCUGUACCAUGUAGGCUAUAUGGGGAACAGGCAAAUAGGGAAUCAAUAUUCUGGAACAUAAAUACCCAUAACGUAAGCCUUGUGUCUCUGAAGCCGCUUAACGUGUAGGGCAAAGCCUCCCCGCAUCCGCAUCGUGGUUGCAUUUUGCAAGAAUGAGGAAAAGCAUUCUUAUUGGUGAUUCAGUCAGAGAGCAGGGCUACUACAAACGCUAACACAAGAGGGGGGAGCAGGCAGAGAAAAUGAGCAGUGUCUCCAACAUGGAAACUUUUUUCUGGAUAUUAUCUGCUUUAUCAGUAGUUGCUUCUGAAGUGCACGGCGCUAACGUGUGCACCUCUCGAGGGGUUACCACCUGCAGACAGUGCCUGGCCAUCCACCCCAGCUGUGCCUGGUGCCACCAGGAGGUGUUUGGACAGGGGGUCGGUGUGUCCCGCUGUGAUCUGAAGAAGAAUCUGCUGGAUGGGGGGUGCACCGAACAGGGGCUGGAAUUCCCUGUGAGCGGGUUCAGCAUGCAGGAGAACAGGCAACUCAGCGACAAGGCAUACGGGACGGCUGACGAGGUCACCCAGAUCCAACCCCAGAAACUCACCCUGACUCUCCGACCGGAUGAUGCCAUGCGUUUCGAAGUGAAAGUGAAGCAAGCGGAGGACUAUCCUGUCGACUUGUACUACCUGAUGGAUCUCUCCUACUCCAUGAAUGACGACUUGGUCAAACUGCGUGACCUAGGCAACCUCCUGGCUACAGCCAUGGGAAAGACUACCAGCAACCUCCGCAUGGGCUUUGGUGCCUUCGUGGACAAAACGAUGUCCCCAUACAUGUACAUCUACCCUCCGGAGGCAGUGCAGAACCCCUGCUAUAAGAGAACCAAUCGCUGCCGGCCUCAGUUUAGUUACAGGAAUGUGCUGUCCCUGACAGACCAGGUCUCCCGCUUCACCGAGGAGGUGGGGAAGCAGCAGGUGUCUGGUAACAGAGACUCUCCAGAGGGAGGGUUCGAUGCGGUCAUACAGGCAGUGGUCUGCAAGGACAAGAUAGGCUGGCGUGCGGAUGCCAACCACCUGCUGGUGUUCACGUCUGAUGACAAGACACACAGUGCCCUGGAUGGCAGGCUGGCAGGUGUGGUGCAGCCCAACGACGGCCAGUGUCACAUUGACCAGGAAAACCUGUAUGACCUGUCCACAACCCUGGACUACCCAUCUCUGGGACUGAUCUCAGACAAGUUGUCUGAGAACAACAUCAAACUGAUCUUAGCCGUGACCCAAAACGUUGUACCCCUCUACCAGAACUACAGCCAGUUAAUUCCUCUCAGCUAUGUGGGGACUCUGUCGGAUAACUCUGACAACGUGAUCCAGCUCAUCCUGAAUGCCUACGAGAAGUUCCGAUCCAAGGUGGACCUGGAGCUACUGGGUGUCCCAGAUGAGCUGGCCCUGUCGUUCAACGCCACCUGCCUCAACGGGGAGCUGAUCCAGGGUGUUAAGUCCUGCUCCGGACUCAGGACAGGAGACACCGUGUCGUUCAGUGUGGAGGCCAGCCUGCGCGGCUGCCCUAAGGAGAAGACACGCACCUUCAGCAUCAAACCGGCCGGCGUCAAGGACACCCUGGAGGUCACGGUCAACUUCGCCUGCGGCUGCGAAUGCGAGGCCGCGGCUCAGCCCGAGAGCCCUCUCUGUAACCAGGGCAACGGUACCUACCAGUGUGGCGUGUGCCAGUGUCACCCAGGGCGCCUGGGAGGCCGCUGCGAGUGUGCGGAAGGCGACUACAGAACCUCGGACCACGACAACUGCAGCCCGACACCCGGCGACCCCGUCUGCAGCGGGAGGGGAGAGUGCGUGUGCGGUCAGUGCACGUGCCACGCCAGUAGCUUAGGAAAGGUGUGGGGCAAGUACUGCGACUGUGACGACUAUACGUGCCCACGCUUCAACGGGGAAAUCUGCUCAGGCAAUGGCCAGUGCAGCUGUGGCGUCUGCACGUGCAUCAGCGACUGGACGGGGCCGAACUGCAACUGCACCCAGAGGAAGGACACCUGCGGACUGGGCGUCGGGCGGCUUUGCAGCGGCCGGGGCGUGUGCGUGUGCGGCGCCUGUCAGUGCAACCAGCCUGGUGCGUACGGUCGCACCUGCGAGAAGUGUCCGACCUGCCCGGACGCCUGCACCAUGAAGAAGGACUGUGUUGAAUGUAGGCACUUCAAGAGAGGUGGACUCGUUGAGGACAAUAGCUGUGCUACAAUCUGCAGGGAUGAAAUUCAGCAGGUGGAAGAACUAGGCUUCCAUGAGAAGAAUUCGGUGAACUGCACCUAUAAGGACGAGGAUGACUGCGUGGCGCGCUUCCAGUACUACGAGGACGACGACGGCAAGUCCACGCUCUACGUCAUGGAGCUUGACUGUCCUAAAGGACCUGAUAUCUUAGUGGUUCUAAUGGCGGUGGCCGGGGCCAUCUUGUUUCUGGGUCUGGCUGGCCUGCUCAUCUGGAAGCUGUUUGUCACCCUCCACGACGCCAAAGAGUUUGCCAAGUUUCAGGAAGAGAAGGCGAAGGCUAAGUGGGAUACGGGUAACAACCCCUUGUACAAAGGAGCCACUUCCACGUUCACCAAUGUGACAUACCGCGGAAACUCUUGAGGGACUCUGGACCAAUCACAGCCAGAGAAUUCAGGGAUCUAUGAGAGCAGUGCAAUGCAGUCCCAAUGAGACGGACCCUCCGCAUUGUCAUCUGAUAAAGUGUAUUUAUGUUUCAUGUGCAGACUACUGUAUGUUGAUAUCAGUUAGAUUCAAGAAAUUGUAUAUAUUAUGUAAAAAAUAAAAUAACAUGGCCUUAAAACUGUUCUUUACUUUGAUACAGCAGGGCCUCCAGGUGCCCUAUUUUCACCAACAAAUCAUUUAAUUCUUCUUAUAAGGCCUAGUGAAUUUAAGACCAGCCUCUGAGGGAAGGUGUUAGACAUGUCAUUUCUAUGCUCUUUGGUAAUUUCAUACUGAAUGUGAAAAUAUUGACAUUGUACAGAACAUCAUACAGCUCACAGAGCUCUUUUACAAACUGCCUGUAGUGUCUUAUAGAUCCCAGAGUGUUGUGACACUGGUGGAGUGUUGCAAUACAUUUACCAAACGUUUGUAGAAAUGUUUUAAAGGAUACGUUUAUUGUGUGUGUGUAUAUAUAUAUAUAUAUAUACACACACACCAUACCAG